UGGUACGCGCACCUCGUCCGCGUAAUACUGCGACUGAAUUUCUGUCCCUAUCGUUCGUGAGUAUCGAUAAGUAUAGAAGUGUUCUUUUGCGUGCUUCAGGUUUAUCGAACAAAAAGGGAAUAGUAAGGGAGAAAGAGAGAACGAAGAGAUGCAGUUAAAAGUUUUUUUGCUUGUGCUACUAUUGCACGCUUCAGUUGCUUCAGAUUUCGAGGACAACUUUAAGAACUGUCAUCCUAACAUAUCAGGUUUUGACGUCUGCAUAAGAGAGGGAUUGAAUGCUAUUCGACCUUAUUUCAAAACCGGUUUACCGAAAUACAAUAUCCUCCCAUUUGAUCCCUUUUUUGCCAGAGAGGUAACAGUCACAAGAGGAGUACCGAACUUUGGUUUUACUUUAACUCUUCGAAAUAUCACCGAGAGCGGGUGGUCCCUGAGUAAAGUGACAAAAUUUGUUUCCGACUUAAAUAAUUACAAGAUUGUGUACACGCAAAGUUUCCCAGAGAAAAGGUUGACGGGUGAUUAUGAGUUUAAAGGCGCAUUCUUCAGCUCCACUAUAAAUAAUAGAGGAAAAUUCUCACUCACUUUAUAUGAUCUAAUACAAAUGACCACCGUGACCAAAUUGCCGGAACAAAGAUUGAAGGCUCAAAUGGACGUUCAAUCUAUCAAAGAUUUGAAGCUUCACAUUUCAAAUCUUCUAUUUGGCAAACGAUUCCUUGAGAGUAUCCUCGAUAAAAUAAUUAAUAAUACGUGGCAGCCGGGUUUCGUCCUAACGAGGGGCCUGAUCAAUGAACUCGUUUCGACUGCUUUCACAGAGAUUUUUGAUAAUGCCUUCCAUGAUUUUCCCUUUGAGCAAAUUUUCAAAUCAAAGCCGUUUAUAAAUUAAAUUGAUUGUAACUUUGAGAUACAUUACGCUUGAAUUGUAUAAAGUAAAUUUGUUAAUGAGAAAAUAAGUGAAUAUAAGAAGUGUAUCUGUCAGUUCGUAAGCAAUCUAACCGUUAAACUAUUACGAGAGAGCGAAAUUUUUAGAGUAAAUUUUGCAACUCUUGUUACAUUUACAUAAUAAGUUGUGUAUAUAAACUGCGUACAUUAGCACAUAAGAUAUACGUGUGGCAUACUACGUUAAAUAAAUAUAUUCUCUUUUU
Molecule: messenger RNA, 1139 nt
Organism: Trachymyrmex cornetzi
Lineage: Eukaryota; Metazoa; Arthropoda; Insecta; Hymenoptera; Formicidae
Gene: Jhbp16
Product: Juvenile hormone binding protein 16
Exons: 4
Coding region: 149-880 (243 amino acids)
Biological process (GO): multicellular organismal reproductive process
Source: RefSeq, a predicted model, not a curated record